AAAAAGAUGGAAACUGGAGUAGCUAACCUUCCUUCUGCACUGCCAGUGGGGGACAUAGAGAAUGCUUUAUACAAAACUCCUACUUUUGAAGCCAUUGGAGAUUCUAGUCAGGUGACUAUCUCUGAUGCUAGCCCUAGCUUCUUCAACCUUCAGGUCAAACCUGAAAACAAAGUUUUUGAAGUCUCCAAGAGCCCAUUUCUAAUGAAAGAGGAGCACAAAGGAAACUUACGCUUUUCAAAUAGCCAUCUGAACAGGAUAAGGAAGGUUAACUUGACUGAGCCAAAGAAGACUGGGCUUGGUUCAGCUUUUAAUAAAUCAAAUGACUUUCAAUACAUUUAUUCUCGGUAUAUUAAAUACAAGAGUAUGAUGGAAAGACUUAAAAAGAGAAUUAUGGAUGAGCUUAGCAAGAACACUCAAUUUAAUCAGGCAACUCAAGAAGCUGUCAUAAAAAAAUCGUGAUUUGAACAGUUUGAGGAAAAGCUUAGCCUUGUCACAGAUAAGUUGCAAUACUAUACAUACAAACUUAAGAAAGCUGGGGUCGAAGUUAAUGACAAAGAAAUUGAGGAUAUGAAACGAAUUUCCCCAGAUGUCUCUAAAGAGGAAUUGAAUCCAAAACAGAUUAAGAGGACUCAUAGGAUUACUUCUCUAAGACAAUCUCUUGAUAUUUCAACUCCAAAAGUGAGAAAAGGACGGGGUAAAAAUCAGCAAAAGUUUAGAAGUCUUUCCAUAAUACCUCAUCUGAAGGGUAAAUAAAAGAAUGGUGAGAGACUUCAGAAUCAAGCAAACUUCUAUUGACUACACUAAUAGAGGUCCUGCCAGGCUACGUAAGAGUAUUAUUUUGAACAACAAGCAGAGAAUUCCAAGAACGAUUAUUACAAUUAACUCGGUGACUCCAAGAUUAACGGACAAGGCUAGGUUAUCAAAGUCAAAAAGGAGGUACAAGAAGCGGCCAGUUCCUAGAUCUCAUCACAGUCGUACAGGAAGUAGAGCAAGAAGCAGAAAAGAUAAUUAUGAAGGAAGACUUCCCACUCGCUAUACUGCUACUAGGAGCUCAUCCAGAACGGUUGGAGGGAUUAUUAGAGAAAGCCCUGAAGAAGAGGAAAAUGGAGCAGAACACCCUUACUGCAAUGAUUUUGCAUGGUAAGAUAAACCUUUGGUGAAUGAAAAUUGUAUGAGCUUUCAAUAUUA
Moneuplotes crassus is the source of this 1188-nucleotide messenger RNA. The record is from the annotation of a GenBank genome assembly. NCBI's taxonomy places the organism in Eukaryota, Ciliophora, Spirotrichea, Euplotida, Euplotidae.